AUGUCUACAACAAAUAUAUUAAAACCCAAAAUUAUAAUUGAAUCGUCUAAAGAACCGAGAGUAGGACAGAGAAGUUCUUCAGCAUUAUCUACGCCAUUUGAAAAAAAUAUGUUUAGCACAUAUUCAUAUAGUAACCCUAUAUCGAACAUGAGGAGUAGCACUCAUAAUGAAUACAAAUAUAAUUGGACAAAAUAUGUAAAUAGUUCUCAGAUACCCCAUGUAGACGAAUAUAUAAAAACAUUUGAAGGACCCAAUACGACUUAUUACUACGAAACGAUUCCUUUAAAAACGAAUACAAAUAAUAUUUUUGAAAUAACACCAUCACAAGAAGAGUUAAGUAAAAUAUCAUAUAAUCCAAAGAUAGAAAUUUAUUCUACUUGUGAUUUUGCUGUUUUAAUGAUGGAUAUACCAGGGGUGUCUAAAGAGAAUUUAAAAGUUGAGUUAGAAAAAGGAUUAUUAAAAAUUUAUGGGAAUAAGUACAAGCCCCAUAUUGAAGAAUUAGAAAAACGUAAUGAAUACCAUACAAAAAUUAUUGAAAGACUUAACGAAUAUUUUUUUUGUAAAAUAUUUCAAAUGCCUCCUGCAUUUUCAGAAGGACAAAAUAUAUCAUGUAAAUUGAAUGAUGGAGAACUUGUGGUCAAAAUUUUGGCUAACGAAUUGAAAACACAAAAGAAGGUUAUAGACGUUCAGUCAUAA
Plasmodium gaboni is the source of this 696-nucleotide messenger RNA. Its product is annotated as HSP20-like chaperone. The record is from RefSeq and is a predicted model, not a curated record. Gene Ontology annotation, biological process: protein folding; response to salt stress; protein complex oligomerization. Bases 1 to 696 code for a protein of 231 amino acids. Lineage: Eukaryota; Apicomplexa; Aconoidasida; Haemosporida; Plasmodiidae. The transcript has a single exon.